Cetraspora pellucida is the source of this 1200-nucleotide messenger RNA. The record is from the annotation of a GenBank genome assembly. Lineage: Eukaryota; Fungi; Glomeromycota; Glomeromycetes; Diversisporales; Gigasporaceae.
GAAUAGAAAAUAUGAACGACUUAAUACAAGCUAUAUAUUUACUAUAUUCUUACAAUCCUGAACAAUAUAUUCACCAAAUUCGAUUUCUUAAUAAAGAAGUCGAAAUAAUAUAUAUAAAUGAUACAAAAACAUGUUGCUUUUUUCAAGAAAUUGGAAAUAUUAAUAAUUUUUAUAAAAAAUUAGCAUCUCAAUUAGAUUCAAUUAUUAAUAUUAAUAAUAUUAAUAAAACUUCAAAUGAAAAUAAUGAAAUUUUAAAUGUUAAUCAGUUCUCUAUACCUGCUUUUCUUCAAGAAGUAUCCCAAAAUAUUAUAAACCAAUAUGUCAUUUUAGCAUCUAUUAUACAGAAUACUAAAUUUGACAAAAUUGAAAUUAAUCCAACAAAAAAAAUUGCAACACUUAAAAACAAUCAGGAUGAAAUUAUAUUUAAGCCAAUUAACUCUGUAGAAAUUUGGAAGUCAAGUAUAAACAUUAAAUUCUCUAAAUUAGAAAGAGUUAGUAGAAAGCAAUUUAACCAAGAUCCUUAUCUAAUUCUUGGCUAUUUUGCUAAUUUUCAACUCACUAAAAAAAAGAAUAUAUUAACUGAUAAUAAAUUAAAAGUUUCAAAUCAAUAUCAUGAACUAUUGGCUUUUGAAGAAGAACUAUCUGUUAUUGCACCAUUUUAUGAUAAAAAUUCUACUAUUAAAAAAGAUGAUUAUUAUAAAAGUCUUCUUAAAUAUCUAAAAGAACUUUCUAUAUUUUGUAAAACUUCAAUAGUUCAAUUUGAUCCUACUCAGAUUAAUAGUGGAUUAGCUUUAGAAUAUGAAAAUCUUAGAUUAUCAAAUUCUGAUAAUAGUUUAAAUUUGCAAGAUCAGAUUAUGCUUUUAAGAUGUAUACCACAAGUAUCUCAGGAUCUUAGGUAUGGAAGUAUUAAGGAAAAUAUUGAACAAAAAAAUGAGAAAUUGGAGAAUGAUGAAUUGGAAGAAAAUGAAUCAGAGAAGAAUGGAUCAGAGGAGAAUGAAUUAAAAAAGAAUGAAUCAGAAGAGAAUAAAUUGGAAGGAAAUGAAUCAGAGGAGAAUGAAUCAGAGGAAGAUGAAUUGGAAGAGAAUGAAUUAGAGAAGAAUGAAUUAGAGAAGGAUGAAUCAGAGGAGAAUGAAUUGGAGGAGGAUGAAUUGAAGGAAGAUGAAUCAGAAGAGGAUGAAUUGAAGAAGAAUAAAUUAGAAA